AUGCAUGGCUUCGAAGCAAUAGAUGCUGCGAAGGAAGAAGUGGAGAAAGCCUGUCCUGGAGUUGUAUCAUGCGCAGAUGUCUUGCAGUUCGCUGUUCGCGACGUUGUCAUACUGACAGGAGGCUGCGAUUGGCGGGUCCUAGCUGGGCGCAGAGACGGAUUGGUGUCGAAUUCUACUGAGGUCCCAAAAAACAUACUAGCCCCAGAUAAGAAAGUAUCAGAUCUACUGCAGGCUUUCCAGAAGAAAGGAUUCAACGCUGCUCAAAUGGUCACUCUAACAGGUGCUCAUACCAUCGGCAGAGCCUCCUGGUUUGCCUUCGACGUCCGAAUCCACAAUUUCAGUGGUGAUCAAUCAAAGGUCGAUCCAUCUCUACCACCUCUUUUUGCAUCCAUCUUGAAGAAGAAAUGCCCUUCGGCAAACCUGACGAAGUGGGUCAACCUGGAGGUAAUCACCCCACGCAGAUUUGACACCCAGUAUUACAAAAAUCUCAUCCACAAAAUCGGUUUGCUCACCUCCGACAUGAGCAUGGUGGCGGACUCGCACACGCAGGAGCAGGUUUACAUGAACACCAACUGGCAAAAGUUCAGCUCAAACUUUGCGGAUGCAAUGGUUGAUCUAAGCAAGCUCGAUGUCCUGACAGUUCAGUCUGGUGAGAUCCGGUUAAAAUGCCGAUUCGUGAACUAA
Messenger RNA from Physcomitrium patens, 684 nucleotides. RefSeq names its product peroxidase 5. Gene Ontology annotation, biological process: response to oxidative stress. NCBI's taxonomy places the organism in Eukaryota, Viridiplantae, Streptophyta, Bryopsida, Funariales, Funariaceae. The record is from RefSeq and is a predicted model, not a curated record. Gene Ontology annotation, molecular function: heme binding; peroxidase activity.